GGGUCAGAGGUCAUGGACGGGGCCGCCCUGGAGGGCCCCCUCUUCGUGCAGAGCCAGAGUCACCGCUUCGGGGCCAAGAGGUGGAAGAAGACGUGGUCCGUCCUGUACCCGCCCAGCCAGCACGGCGUGGCCCGCCUGGAGUUCUUCGACGGCAAGGAGCCCAGCGGGGCGGAGCGGCUGGGGUCCCGGCGCCUGGACCGCAAGGUCAUCCGGCUGUCCGACUGCGUCAGCGUCGCCCCCGUCUCCCUGGACAGCGUGCCCCGGCCCGGGACCGCGGCCUUCCGCCUGGACACCGCCCAACGCUCCUACCUCUUCGCCGCCGAGUGCGAGGCCAGCGCCGCCUGGGUCCGGACGCUCUGCCACAUCGCUUUCCCGAAGGACGGCCCGAUCCCCGGCUCCGCGGACGGCGGUCCGGGCCCGGCGCCCGCCCUGGAGAUGCUGGAGAAUUCCCUGUACUGCUCCAGGGAAGAAGCGUCCGAGUUCUGGGUGACCGUGCAGAGGACGGAGGCGGCCGAGCGGUGCGGGCUCCGGGGCCCCUACCUGCUGCGGGCGGAGGAGCGGGGGCUGAGCCUGGCCGAGCCCCGGGCCCAGGAGCCCCUCUUCACCUGGCCCUACACGCUGCUGAGGCGCUACGGCCGCGACCGGGUGAUGUUCUCCUUCGAGGCGGGCCGCCGCUGCUCCUCCGGCCCCGGGAACUUCACGUUCGAGACGAAGCAGGGCGACCGGAUCUUCCAGGCCGUGGAGUCGGCCAUCCGCCGCCAGAGGCCCGGGCCGGGGGGCCGCCACAGUGCCAGCUCCCUGGAGGGCGAGGAGCCCCCCGACCACCCCCCGCCCGGCGGGGCGGGCGAGCCCACCGGCCUGUACGCCCAGCCCCUGGACGCGCUGCGGGCGCUGCCCGCCCCGCCCCAGGACCCCCUGUACUCGGACCCCGUGGACAGCCGGGCGCGGGGCCGGGCGGGGGGCCGGCGGAAGGACCCCCGGCCCUUCCGGGGCCUGUACGAGCACGUGCGGCAGCAGCUCCUGGACACGACGCUGGGCGGGCCGGCCGAGCCCGUCUACACCGAGCCCGCGCCCCCCGCCCUCUACGCCGAGGCCCAGGGCCCCCGCGAGGCCUGGCGCUGCCAGGCCCGGCCGCAGGACGCCGGCUACGAGUUCCCCUACGACCCCGCCACCGACGACUACGCCGUGCCGCCCUUCCCCGCCUCGGCUCCCCGUGGCCCCAAGCCCCUCCCCGCCCCCAAGCCCCGGCAGCAACGGCGCCGGGCCGCGGGCCGGCGGGGCUCGGGCCCCGUACGAGGACCUCGGGGAGAUCUGAGGGGCGGCCGAGAGGAGCCCGUGGUGGCGGCGGCGGUGUGGGGGGCCGGUCCCGCGAGGAAAUUAAAUUUUCUAACCCUGCGCCGGGGUGACCCGUGUCGGAGCCUGGGACACCGGCGAGGGGGCGGAGGCGUCGCGGCGGGCGCCGUUUGGGGGACGGGAAUUCCAGGGGGGAUUUCCGGGCGGUCCCGGGUCCGCUCCCCAUCCGGGGAUGCCUCCCCGGGAAGCCCCGCGGCCCAGCCGGGGGCCGGGAUCGCCCCCCUCGCGCCCACCGCCGAGCUCGUCGGCCCUCGGGACGCCGAGAAAGACCCCUUAGUGAACCCAGAGGCGUCGAAAUCAGUCACCCCACGACUAACCAACGCCCAGGGCCAUUCCCCGUCCUUCCGGGUCGCCCCUGAGGAGCGGGAGAGAGCCGGGGGAUCUGGCGGAAGAAAGAAAAUAGGAAAGCCGAGGCCCGCCAUCUUUAGAAAUCCCGGAAAAAGCCGACGCCAAGUUGGCCGGCGUGGUCCGCGGAGGGGGAAGGCCCGGGAGGAGGAGUCGGGGCCGGUCGCCGCCGUUGUCGGACCCUCCUGCCGCUCUGAGAUCGCCAGGGUGGGGGUCGGGGCCGCUUUCGGGGGGCCGCGAGCGGAGCGGGUCACGGCCGCUACACGCGUCUGGGCACCCUGA
Messenger RNA from Tachyglossus aculeatus (Australian echidna), 1980 nucleotides. RefSeq names its product docking protein 1 (gene DOK1). Lineage: Eukaryota; Metazoa; Chordata; Mammalia; Monotremata; Tachyglossidae. The record is from RefSeq and is a predicted model, not a curated record. Gene Ontology annotation, biological process: positive regulation of MAPK cascade; cell surface receptor protein tyrosine kinase signaling pathway. The coding region runs from base 13 to 1980 and encodes 655 amino acids. The transcript has 8 exons. Gene Ontology annotation, cellular component: cytoplasm.